This is a messenger RNA of Owenia fusiformis, 394 nucleotides long. NCBI's taxonomy places the organism in Eukaryota, Metazoa, Annelida, Polychaeta, Sabellida, Oweniidae. The record is from the annotation of a GenBank genome assembly.
GGACUAAAUACUUCAACAAAAAUCUUUGUAAGCCAAAAGGAUCCAGAAUCUUUAGAACAGGCUGUCAAAUAUGCCAGAAUCCUCUUCUUCAGUCAAAGGUUGGAUGUUUAAUCAAGUCAUUCAAUUACUUUAUUAUAUGGCUGAUUUAUACAUUUCAAACAAUCAAUUUUGUAUUUCAUUUGUAUUGUAUCUGAAAACUGAAACAUUGUCUAAUCAUUGUACAUCAUGCACUAUCCAGAAAAAAAGAUUACCAGAAGCAGAGUUCGAAGAAUGGAAAUUGUCUCAUGAUGCGGAUUGUGGGAAGAGCUAUUUAGGCAGUACAGGUGUCAUGGAGUUGGUUGCAAUGGGGAACAUUUUUGAACAAUCUAUGGAUGAUAACAUUGUUUAUGAGAAC